UUUGGUGGAAAAAGCCUUGCCUAAUUAUUCUUUACGAUUACAACAAGCCAACGCUUUUAUUUUUUGCCAGGAGGACGAAUAUAAGCCGUUAAACAUUCUCGCUCAAUUCAAUAAGGAGUAUUCCACUAUUAAAAGAUUCCAGGGUGGUAUUUACGAGCAAAAGUUAGUUAGCAAAGAACUUUGCGAAAGAUGA
This is a messenger RNA of Ambispora gerdemannii, 193 nucleotides long. Lineage: Eukaryota; Fungi; Glomeromycota; Glomeromycetes; Archaeosporales; Ambisporaceae. The record is from the annotation of a GenBank genome assembly.